AUGAGUUCCUUCAAUCGAGGUUUCGCUUCCACUCUCAACGGGUUCUGGCUUCAGGCCGGCAUAACACUGUGUUCCGCGUGGGCCUUCACUCUCUUCGGUUAUGACCAGGGUGUCCUCGGGGGCUUAAUUUCGCUGCCGGUAUUUCUUCGCGACAAUGGCAUUAACCCAGACGAUACCGAUCUACAGGGAACCAUUGUCGCCAUCUAUGAUAUUGGGUGUCUAGUCGGCUGCAUCAUUUGUGGCUUCUGUGGCCAGAAGCUUGGACGCCGCACCUUCAUCGUUAUCGGCGGCGCCCUCCUGGCGGUUGGAGCCGGUCUUCAGGCUGGCGCACAUGGGACAAGCUACCUCAUUGCUGGCCGCGUUAUCGGUGGCAUUGGGAAUGGCAUUGAGACCACUAUGGUUCCAAUUUGGGUCGCUGAAACUUCCAAGGCAGGUAGCCGAGGCGCCCUGAUCGCUACGCAAUUGACUAUCGUUAUCCUCGGCCUGACAAUUGCCUACUGGUUCGACUAUGGCAUGAUUAACAACCACCCUGACACAUCAAUUGUAUGGAGGCUCCCGUUGGCCUUCCAGGUCGUCUUUAUAGCGCUGACCUGGAUGCUCAUCUUUCUGCUACCAGAGAGUCCACGGUAUCUCUAUUCUCAGAACCACCAUGACGAUGCCGACGAUGUCAUGGCCCGCAUCUACGAUGUGCCUCUCGACGACCCGUCGGUGGCCAGUCACCGGCAAAAUGUCCUGGGAGCCUUGGAGGCCGAGAAAGAGAUGAAAUUCAGCUUCUCAAAUAUGUUCUUUGACAAAUCCCCCGUCAAUACUUCUUGGCGUCUCUGGCUUGGUGUGCUCGUCCAAUUCUUCCAACAAAUGGACGGAAAUAACAUUGUCUCUUACUAUGCCACCUACUUGUUUAUUCAUAGCUGCGGCAUGUCACAGAGUCAGGCAUCCAUUACGUCUGGGGGUGUGACUCUACUUUUCCUAGGAGGUACUGCCACUACUAUCUACACGGUCGAGCGAUGGGGUCGCCGGCCAGUCUUGUUAUAUGGUGCUAUGCUAUGCUCACUAUGGAUGAUUCUCUACACCAUCGGAUUGGCUGUGAACACCGGCCCUUCCCUAAAAUUAGCCGUAGUAUCAAUUUUCCUUUUUGAGUUCUGCUUUGGUGCUUCCUGGUGCGGUUUACCUUGGAUUUACGUGCCUGAGAUUGCCCCACUCCAUGUCAGGCAUAUUGGUACUUCAAUGGCCGUGUUCACUCAAUGGUUUAUUACAUUCAUUAUUGUCAAGUUUGGCCCAACGGGCAUCUCAGAUAUUGGUUGGAGGUUCUACCUCCUGUUCUGUGUCUUCAAUGUGUUAGCCAUCCCCUUUGUCUAUUUUUGCGUCAAGGAGACCAAGGGACUUAGCUUGGAGGAAAUCGACUUGCUGUUUGCUAAGAAGGAAUAUAGACACGUGCUGGAGGCAAGAAUGCGUGGUGAUGGGUCAAGCAGAGAUGGAAAGGAGGAAAUAGAGAUGGUAGAGGAGGUCGAUAUAAAGACUUGA
This is a messenger RNA of Venustampulla echinocandica, 1521 nucleotides long. RefSeq lists its product as uncharacterized. The record is from RefSeq and is a predicted model, not a curated record. The transcript is spliced from 3 exons. Gene Ontology annotation, cellular component: membrane. Bases 1 to 1521 code for a protein of 506 amino acids. Gene Ontology annotation, biological process: carbohydrate transport; transmembrane transport. Gene Ontology annotation, molecular function: carbohydrate:proton symporter activity. NCBI's taxonomy places the organism in Eukaryota, Fungi, Ascomycota, Leotiomycetes, Helotiales, Pleuroascaceae.